GCUCUUUGCUCUGUUUUUCUAACUUGCUGAGAAUAUACACACCUCCUUUUACGUCUUCUUCCCUGUUUCUUCAAACACAGAAAAAAGAGACAGAGCGAUGGAGAAUGAAUCAAUGGUGAUUGAAGACAAAGGAAUCACAUCCUACGGUGGGAGAUACUUGCAGUAUAACAUACUUGGUAGUCUUUUCGAGGUCUCCUCUAAGUAUGUUCCUCCCAUUCAACCAGUGGGUCGUGGUGCAUACGGCAUCGUUUGCUGUGCCAGAAAUGCUGAGACAAAAGAGGAGGUUGCUAUUAAGAAGAUUGGAAAUGCAUUUGACAACAGGAUAGAUGCUAAGAGAACACUUAGAGAGAUCAAACUCCUUUGCCACAUGGAUCAUGAGAAUAUUAUCAAAAUCAAGGAUAUAAUACCGCCUCCGGAAAGGGAGACGUUCAAUGAUGUGUAUAUUGUAUAUGAAUUAAUGGAUACUGAUCUUCAUCAGAUAAUACGCUCUAGCCAAACUCUGACUGAUGAUCACUGUCAGUAUUUCUUGUAUCAAUUGUUGAGGGGAUUGAAGUACAUACACUCUGCAAAUGUUUUACACCGAGAUUUGAAACCCAGCAAUCUUCUUCUGAAUGCAAAUUGUGAUCUUAAGAUUUGUGACUUUGGGCUUGCAAGAACCACCUCGGAGACAGAUUUCAUGACUGAAUAUGUAGUAACUCGAUGGUAUCGAGCCCCAGAAUUGCUGCUCAACUGUUCAGAAUACACUGCAGCUAUUGAUAUCUGGUCAGUUGGCUGCAUUUUCAUGGAAAUUAUUAGAAGGGAACCUCUUUUCCCUGGCAAAGACUAUGUUCAGCAAUUGGGACUCAUAACCGAGUUGUUAGGUUCACCAGACGAUUCGGAUCUUGGAUUCCUUCGAAGUGAUAAUGCUCGGAGAUAUGUCAAGCAGCUUCCACACUUCCCCAAGCAACCUUUUGCACAAAAGUUUCCAGAUUUGUCAGCUGUAGCACUUGAUCUUGCUGAGAAAAUGCUAGUGUUCGAUCCGUGCAAACGCAUAACUGUUGAGGAAGCAUUGAACCAUCCAUAUUUAUCAAGUCUUCAUGAGAUCAACGAGGAGCCCACUUGUCCGUCUCCUUUUAUCUUCGAUUUUGAGCAAAUUUCGUUGAACGAAGACGACAUAAAGGAGCUUAUAUUUGCAGAAUCUUUGAACUUCAACCCAGAUGUCAUGCUUGAGUAAUAUAUACAUAAGCAGCAUUUAUUUAUUCUUUUGAAAAGCUUGAUUUCUUUUUGGAAAACUAUCACUUUGUAGUAUAUGUGUGAUGAAGUUCUCUGUAAGCAUAGAAGCUAGGGAGAUGGGUUCUUCCUUGCCAUGUAUGUGAGGGUGGAAUUAGAGUUUGUUCAUGGUUUUAUUGAGGAUUCUUGGAUUCGGUGUAUUUGAGAAUCCAGCACCCAAUAAGGUUGCUGUGCAUCAACAAAGGCUACAUAUCUCCUAGCCUCUAUAUGUUUUUGGCUGUGGUUUGUAUAUUGAAUAUUAAAUGAGAUCAAACACUGAAGAAAUAUGAAAAGAAAGGAACUGUUCUUGAA
Molecule: messenger RNA, 1560 nt
Organism: Manihot esculenta (cassava)
Lineage: Eukaryota; Viridiplantae; Streptophyta; Magnoliopsida; Malpighiales; Euphorbiaceae
Product: mitogen-activated protein kinase homolog NTF6
Exons: 6
Coding region: 98-1213 (371 amino acids)
Biological process (GO): intracellular signal transduction; protein phosphorylation
Cellular component (GO): cytoplasm; nucleus
Molecular function (GO): MAP kinase activity; ATP binding
Source: RefSeq, a predicted model, not a curated record